This is a messenger RNA of Angiostrongylus costaricensis, 423 nucleotides long. The record is from the annotation of a GenBank genome assembly. NCBI's taxonomy places the organism in Eukaryota, Metazoa, Nematoda, Chromadorea, Rhabditida, Metastrongylidae.
AUGAUCGAUACUAAAUACUCUAAAAAACUAUCGGCAAAAUGCGAAUUCUCUGUGCACAAAGAUGGCCCUGAAGGAGAACGUGUUACAGGAACCGUUCUGGAUGUUGUGUUGUACUACAGUAUCAGAUGUGAACCUCAAGACGAAACCCUUUCAGGUACAAUUAGCACGGAUGAGCCAGGUUUCAAGCCAUAUCCAAUGAUAGAUGAGAACGGAUGCUCUCUGGAACCUUCACUUUACGACGACGUCACUUACGCUUCGAAGUUCACGGCAGGAAUUCGGAAUCCGUAUCCGGUACGAUUCCGUUCGUCAUCCGGUGCUGUAAUCCUGUACUGUGUGACGACGUUGGAACCUACUACUUUGACUGGUGCAUGUAGUCGACAUAAAUGCAACAAUAAUAUUUUCUCUUCUCCUAUGCAUUCCUGA